Molecule: messenger RNA, 5093 nt
Organism: Brienomyrus brachyistius
Lineage: Eukaryota; Metazoa; Chordata; Actinopteri; Osteoglossiformes; Mormyridae
Gene: man1b1a
Product: mannosidase, alpha, class 1B, member 1a
Exons: 15
Coding region: 545-2557 (670 amino acids)
Biological process (GO): N-glycan processing; carbohydrate metabolic process
Cellular component (GO): membrane; endoplasmic reticulum
Molecular function (GO): calcium ion binding; mannosyl-oligosaccharide 1,2-alpha-mannosidase activity
Source: RefSeq, a predicted model, not a curated record
UCACAUUCAAGAUGAAUAUACUCGAGUCAAUCCUGACGAUGAUGAAUGUAAUCAGAGGCUGCGACUGAGAGCGGCACGGCGGGGGUUAACGAGCGGCGGCCGAAGCAGCGGCGGAGGGAGCCGAACCCGGUUCGGCACUCGGAAGGUGGCGUCAGCGCCGCCGCAGGAAGCCGCGCUGUCACGGUACCUCCGAAGCCCCUCCGACAAGCGGCGGCUACGGUGGGGAGGUGAUCGGCUUCUGGAGGCGGAGCAGAGAUGUGGACUUCGGUGCGGUUGACGGGAGGAUAGUCUUUGCUACGGGGAAAGGGGAAGGAAGGACCGACGAGUGCAAAAAAAUCAACCGGAGGGGAAGAAUGUCUCCUCCUUGUAUUGAAUGGACUGGUUAUGAAAUACUUAUUAAUCGUUUGUUUUUGCUGGAAGGCCCUGUGCAUCGCUCCGCAGUGUCCCUUAAAACCGCACUGAUGUUCUGGAGACUAUCAGUGGGAUAAGGGUUUCCAUUGCGACUGCAGUGAUCUGUUCCAUCAUUCAGCUUCUGUUAGGAGACAUGUACGCUCUCUCUAGUAAAGACUUUGUGUCCCUGACCGUCACUGAGGGGGGGGACGGCAGAUAUAACAAUGGCAAGCAGCGGCGUCGUCAGUCCUGGUGGAGGAGAUGGAAGCAGCUGUCCCGGCUGCAGCGCACCUUGAUCCUCCUCCUGCUGAGCGCAGUGGUGGUUUGCGGGACCGCGAUGUACCCCAGCCUGAUGCCGUUCCCGACAGAUGUUUCUCUGCUAGCGGGAGAGGACAACUGGAAAGGAAUGGACACCGGAACCCUGAAGCCUGCCCUUCCGGGGGUCAUUCCCGAGGUGGUCCCCAGAGCGGUCCCAGCCCCGGAGAAACUCGAGCUGCCCACUGAGCAGAACAGGCCGGCACCCAACAAGCACAGACCUGUGGUCCCGCACAAGCGUCAGAGGAGUAGGGGGAAUGUGUCUGGUGGACCGACGAAGGAGAGUCAGGGACCGUCAGAAGAGAGGGGUGCAGAGACGGCGGACGGGGAGAAGCCGCUUGUCAGCUGGCGAGGGGCCAUAAUCGAGGCAGAGCAGGUCACGGAGGCCCAGCACAUGGAAGCCCAGCCCUCCACCAGACAGAGGGAGGCCCCCCCAGCAGGGCCAGGACAAGCAGUGCCACAGGUGGCAGCCACAGGACUAACAGAACCCAUCGACCGGGCAGAGGCGGUGCGUGAGGCCUUCAGGCACGCGUGGAAGGGCUACCGAGAUUUCGCCUGGGGGCACGAUGAGCUGAAGCCCAUAUCUAAGUCCUAUGGGGAGUGGUUCGGCCUGGGCCUGACCCUGGUGGACGCGCUGGACACCAUGUGGAUCCUGGGCCUGAAAGAAGAGUUUGAGGAGGCAAAGAAGUGGGUGGCCACCGAGCUGAAUUUCUCCAAGAACAUGGAUGUGAACCUCUUUGAGACCACCAUCCGCAUCCUGGGGGGUCUGCUCAGCACGUACCACCUGACCGGGGACAGGUUUUUCUUCGAUAAGGCCAAAGACAUUGGGACCCGACUGAUGCCUGCCUUCAAGACACCUUCUAAGAUCCCAUACUCCGACGUGAACAUCGGCCAGGGCAAAGCCAGACCCCCCCGCUGGACCUCGGACAGCACCGUGGCGGAGGUCACCAGCAUCCAGCUGGAGUUUCGAGAGCUGAGCCGGCUCACCCAGGACCCCCAGUUCCAGAACGCGGUGGAUGAGGUGAUGAAGAUUGUCCACCGUCUGGACGGGAAGCACGACGGCCUGGUGCCCAAAUUCAUCAACACGAACAGCGGGCAGUUCACGCACCGGGGCGUGUUCACGCUGGGCGCUCGAGCUGACAGCUACUACGAGUACCUGCUCAAGCAGUGGAUCCAGAGUGGCAAGAAGGAGAAUGAGCUGGUGGAGGACUAUCUGCAGGCUGUGGAAGGUGUAAAGAAAAACCUGCUCCGGGUGACCGCCCCCCGCAGACUGACCUUUGUGGGGGAGCUCUCCCAUGGCCGCUUCAGUGCCAAAAUGGACCACCUGGUGUGUUUCCUGCCAGGCACGCUGGCACUGGGCACACACCACGGCCUCCCCGCCGACCACAUGGAGCUGGCAGCGCGGCUCGUGGAGACUUGCUACCAGAUGUACGCGCAGAUGGAGACGGGCCUGAGCCCCGAGAUCGCCCAGUUCAACCUGCAGCCCCGUAACAGCCGCGACAUUGAAGUUAAGGCUGCAGACAGACACAACCUCCUGCGGCCAGAGACAGUCGAGAGCCUGUUUUACCUGUACAGGUUCACUCAGGACCAGAAGUACCGUGACUGGGGCUGGGAGAUCUUUCAGAGCUUCAACAAGCACGCCAGGGUUUCCACUGGCGGCUACACCUCCAUCGGUAACGUCCGCGACCCCGCGAACCCCCGCCCUAAAGACAAGAUGGAGAGCUUCUUCCUGGGAGAGACGCUCAAAUACCUCUACCUGCUCUUCUCUGACGAUCCGAGCCUGGUCAGCCUGGACGAGUAUGUUUUCAACACGGAGGGACACCCCCUGCCCAUUUGGCCGUCUGGCUCUUGAAUGCGGGGCGGGGGGGGGGGGGGGGACUGCCCUGGAGAAGCCUACAGGGCUCAGGGGACUUUUCUUUUGAGCCUAUCAGCUCUCCCGGUUUGCGGCUUUGCUACUUUGUGUCGUUCAGAUUGAGGAACCAUACUGUAUCCGUGGAAACGUAAGGGCCAGAAUUUUAUUGGCUGUGACUCUGACUGUGUCACUCAGCUUGCUCAGCCCCAAGCAGAGUUUUAUAGGGAAUAAAUCCCAAAUGCCAGAAAUGACAACCUGGGCUGGUUCCGGCAUGUGAUUUAGCUGUUUGUGGGGGAACAACAUCCAUGGAGGUUGACCAACCCCCAAUCAAGGUCUUGCUGAGGUCUACCAGAGGAGAUUUUGAGGUGCCUCGAUGUUUCUGGGGAACGGCAGCAAAAAAGUAACUGUUGUGACUGAGCUUAUACGCUGUGCAGCUUCCUCAGUGAGAACCGCCAAGCGCAUUCUAAUAGCACGUCCAUAACCGUGUUGUGGCAAGAAACUUUCUGCUGAGCUUAAUGUUAGAAGCUGCUUUCAAAGAGGAGGUGGACAGGGGUCCAUCCUAUCCAUUAAUGACCCGUCCAUCAGCUUGCACCCGGGGUCCGCGCUGUGCCGUGAGGGAGCUGUCACUCUUUCCUGUCUGUCUGCAGCUACCCUUCCUUUUACAGCCAGUCCUUUUUCUGAAGUACAAAUAAAUAUCCCGCUUGACUGAGUGAUUCGAACUUGAGGUCAUUUCCCUGUCCUUAACCAGUGAGGUUUCCAAUUUAUGAGUAAGUAGAGAAUUUCCCAUCCUGAAAGGAGAAUGAAGUGUGUGUGUGAGAAUUAUGUUUAUAUUACAUUGUGGGGACCAAAUGUCCUCCACAUUAUAAUAAAAACCUGUUUUUUGAUGCUGUGGGGACCAUUUCCAGGUCCCCACAAAGAUCUGUGACUGCAAUCAAAAAAGUAUAAAUGCUAAACAUCUCGCAUUUUGCUUGGUUACCUACGGUUAAGGUUAGGGCUGGUUAGGGGUUAAGGUCAUCAUGUUGGGAUUAGAGUUUUCCCCAUAGAAAUGAAUGGAGAGUCCCCACAAAUUACAAAGCAAUGUGUUUGUGUGUGUUUGUUUGUUUGUUUGUUUUAGUUGUAUUGUAAAUGGUCUCAUAGACAUUUGCUGUGUUUCAGUGAUUUAAAAACAGCCCUGGAAAAUCGCACGGUAACUAUCUCUGGGUACCACCUGGCUAUCUUUGCCUGUCUGACAGAAGCUAGUGUUUGGUUUUGGUAUUUCUGUCACUUGUGUUUCCAGCCACCUAAGUCACGUCUUGAGCAGUUGAGGAUGCUGGUGCUUUUGCAGAGUGCCAUUUCUUUGCUGUGGCUUUUCCCUGCUAUCAUUUGGAAUUCUUUUUACCGUGAGAGCUGCAGCUUCAAUAAAAAAGGCAGCAUUCAGAUAUGAGGUGACGACAGGCCGCCUUAUCGCCUGUCCGUUUCUAGUCAUAGAAUGAAAAUAAAUUUAAGAACUGGUUUCUGGGUGAUCUCAAUGGAAUGUGAUGCUUUAAGAACAGGCCUGACAGCCUCUUUAAUCACCCUGUUUCUUAUUUGUAUGCUACGUGUUAAUAUUAGGGUUUUAACCAGCCGCAUGGCUGGAUGUUUACCUAGAAGCAGAUUGGCAGGAAUGGUUAGCCAGUUCUGCUGGUAAGCCCAGCGUGUUUUGACUACAAUCCUCCACACUGUCUUGAUAAAAGGACCUUCUUUUGUCUAUGGGAAUGUGCAUUCGCGCUGUGUCCCUUCCCAAGGCUUCAUUAACGGCAUAUUUUCAAUCUCCUCUGCGUCCGCAACAUUGAAGACAAGGAGAAAAUCGUUUUUACAAUCUGUUAGCCUGGCCUCAACAUUUCGAAAUGGGAUGGUACAGAUCAGAAAUACAGCAGAGACUGCAGUACAUUUACUGACCUAUUAUUUCCCACAUAAUGAAAAUGGGAAGAAAUCCCUUCUUGCAUGCAGAAACGAAGAAGGAUCAACGUUUGAAUAAAAAUCAGCUUGGGGGUUAAUCCUUUAGGUUUUAUAGUCAUUGCUUUAAAUUAACCAGACCAAAAAUAAUUAGCCCUUCCAUAGCCUGGCUUAAAUUAUGCCAGGGAACAUGAAUUGCUCUCUUAUUAAAAACCAUACAUAAAUGAACUUUAAACACUCGCUGAAAUGUGAGGAAAGACAUUCAAGCAAUGGGGUCAACUAUCUUUUACAUUUCUAAAUAUGUAUAAUUAGUACAUUCAAUGACCGGGCCAAGCCCAUACUACAUUUUAAAAUGCCCUGGUUCAAACUAAAGGCGUUUAAUUUUGUUGCUUUAUUUUAAUAAUGCAAGAACCUGUAAAAUUCCAUUAAUGUCCGGGAGGUUUUGGCUUUGGUGCCGUACUUUCGCUGCGUUAUAAAGCAACCGCACCUGACUGGAAGCCGAUUGCAAUUACUGUUUUUCAAAUACUCUUAUCCUUCAUGUCAAGACCGUAUAUCCAGGCAGAAUGCGCACGUUAAAACCUGUAAAUGUCACUCAUUCUACAAUAAAAUUUUGGUGGGAAGA